AUUUCGAGCACAAAAAUGUCUGUUCCUUCUCCCAAUCCCGGUCUCAGCUUGCACAGCAAGCGCUGGAAUGGUCUGCGGCACAUAUUGGAGCGCGAGGGACCAUUCUGCAAGGAUGACUUCACAGCCUCUCCUGACAACUUGGAUUUCUUGCAAACGAAAUCAAAAGUCCUAAUCAUCGGUGCCGGUGGUCUGGGCUGUGAGCUGUUGAAGGACUUGGCUCUGAUGGGCUUCGGUAAUUUGCAUGUGAUUGACAUGGACACCAUUGAACUGUCUAAUCUGAACAGACAGUUUCUGUUCCGACGAACGGACAUUGGAUCCUCGAAGGCGGAAUGCGCUGCGCGUUUUAUCAACGGAAGAGUUCCCACCUGCCGGGUCACGCCGCAUUUCAAGAAAAUUCAGGACUUUGACGAUUCCUUCUAUCAGCAGUUUCACCUGAUUGUUUGUGGACUAGACUCAAUUGUGGCCAGGAGAUGGAUCAAUGGCAUGCUGCUAUCGAUGCUGCGCUACGAGGAUGACGGCACCAUAGAUGUCAGCUCAAUUGUGCCCAUGAUUGAUGGUGGUACCGAGGGCUUCAAGGGAAAUGCUCGUGUUAUAUUGCCAGGCUUCACAGCCUGCAUCGAGUGCACUCUCGACUUGUUUCCACCACAAGUGAAUUAUCCCCUGUGUACCAUAGCAAAUACUCCCCGACUGCCGGAGCAUUGCGUUGAGUACGUAAAGCUGAUACAGUGGGAUAAGGAGAAUCCCUUCAAUGUCCCCCUGGACGGAGACGAUCCCCAGCACAUUGGCUGGAUUUACGAAAGAGCGGUGGAGAGGGCCAACGAAUUCAACAUAGCUGGAAUCACUUAUCGCCUCGUCCAAGGCGUCAUUAAGCACAUAAUUCCUGCAGUAGCCAGCACCAAUGCUGUCAUUGCUGCUGCCUGUGCUAUGGAGGUUUUCAAAUUGGCCACCAGUUGCUACGACAGCAUGUCGAACUACCUGAAUUUCAACGAUCUGGAUGGCAUUUACACGUAUACCUAUGAGCCAGAAAAGUCUGAGAGCUGUCUGGCUUGUAGUAACAAGCCACAACUGCUGCCCAUCGAGGAUCCCAAUACCACCACACUGGAUGACGUGAUCAAGUCACUCUGCGACUCGCCUCGUUUCCAGCUCAAGAGCCCCGCUCUGACCACUGUGAUGAAGGAUGGCAAGCAGCGGACCCUCUACAUGUCCACAGUAAAGAGUAUUGAGGAGGCCACCAGGAAAAACCUUACACAAUCCCUGGGCGAAUUGGGACUGCAGGAUGGACAGCAGCUGACGGUCACCGAUCCCACUUCCCCUUCGGCCAUGACCCUACAGCUCAAAUAUCAAGCAAACGAGGUGGAGAUGAACUGAAUCAUAUUCAAUCACAAGAUACAACAAAUUUGUUCCGCAUAUAUACCACAUAAUGUGUAUACAAUAAAGCCAAAGGCUAAGAGCCUCAAUUAAUCUAA
Molecule: messenger RNA, 1466 nt
Organism: Drosophila persimilis
Lineage: Eukaryota; Metazoa; Arthropoda; Insecta; Diptera; Drosophilidae
Gene: Uba3
Product: nedd8-activating enzyme E1 catalytic subunit
Exons: 2
Coding region: 16-1368 (450 amino acids)
Biological process (GO): protein neddylation
Cellular component (GO): nucleus; cytoplasm
Molecular function (GO): NEDD8 activating enzyme activity
Source: RefSeq, a predicted model, not a curated record